Molecule: messenger RNA, 5148 nt
Organism: Harmonia axyridis
Lineage: Eukaryota; Metazoa; Arthropoda; Insecta; Coleoptera; Coccinellidae
Gene: ed
Product: hemicentin-2
Exons: 13
Coding region: 309-4085 (1258 amino acids)
Biological process (GO): cell-cell adhesion
Cellular component (GO): cell-cell junction
Molecular function (GO): cell adhesion molecule binding
Source: RefSeq, a predicted model, not a curated record
UACUCAUGCAUUCAACGUUCGGUCUGUUUGAAAGCAGCCGUGUCGAAGCCCUUCCACCGACUAACGGACUAACACAACCACCCUCACGAAUAAGGGAUGUUGCGAUAGAAACCGGAGAACUCUCUACCCACAUCCAGUUUGAAUUUUCUGUGCGUGUUUCCUGUCGCCGGAUUAUUAAUUGGAGGUGUUAAAUGUGAGAUGUGUUCUCCUAAGUGUAUGGUGAACGUUCUUUAUUCAUCUGUUGAUUUCUGUGAUUGAACACCUUGGAUUACCUAUUUGGAUUUCACGGAAGUGUAGUAAUCGUGAAAAUGUUUCGUAUUAGUGUUGACCGGUGCGCUUCCACAAGGAUUACGCUAUCUGCGAUUGUGUUCUUGUUGUUUGUGCAGUUUUUCUCUAUUGGAUAUACAGCAAAUAUAGAGGAUGAAACAUCAUCCGAGCAAAUCAAAGACACACAGGAAGGGGAGGAUGUAACCCUAGAAUGCCGAUUUUCUCCCCAAACAUCAAGGGAGACACUCACCUACUACUGGGCAAAGAAUAACAAGCAAACUCACGACAACGUAGCUAUUGGCGAUGUUCCGUUAGAUAAUAAUUAUAGAUUGAAUUACUACCCAGAGAGAGGAAUUUACGACCUUUUGAUUUCCAACGCUAGCUAUGAUAGAGAUAACGGAAAAUUUGAAUGCAAAGUGAAAGCUGGCGGAUCGGGAACCAAUUUACACGCACAGAAGUACAGCUUGACUGUAUUGACGAUACCGCAGACACCUGAAAUAGCACCUGGAUCUCAUGUUACUGUCACCGAAGGAAAACGCCAAGAGUUGACUUGUGCAAGCAAAGGGGGUUCCCCUGACCCCCAAGUCAAAUGGUACAGAGAAGGUUCUCUCUAUCCUCUUGAGGCUUCUUUGAAAAAUGGUGGCUCACGAGAUCAACCAACUACUGCCACUCUUCUUGUAGUACCUACGAAAGAAGAUGAUGGUGCUGUAUUCAAAUGCGAGGUCUGGAAUAGAGCAUUGAAGUCCGACAAGAAACUUGUUUCUACCGUAACUGUCAAUGUCAAUUAUUUUCCAAGGGUAGAAGUAGGACCUGAAAACCCUUUAAGAGUUGAGAGAGACUCGCAAACAUCUAUGCAAUGUUCAGUUGAUGCAAAACCCCAAGUUGGCAGUGUGAGAUGGAUCAGAAAUGGAAGGGCAAUUAGCUCUUCUUUGAACCAUACUAUUCAUAGGGUGAGCAUUCAGGAUGCUGGAAAGUACACAUGUAGUGCAGACAAUGGAUUGGGAAAAGUGGGCGAAAAAGAAAUCAUCCUUGAUGUUCUUUAUGGUCCUAUAGUGACUUUAGAAGCGAAAACAAAAGAAGCAGAAGAAGACGAACCUGUCCACAUCCAGUGUAAUGUAACUGCUAAUCCAAGUCCUGUUACUAUAGAAUGGGUCAAAGAUGGCAAACCAGAUUUCCGUCAAGUUGGAGAUGUUCUUAGGUUAGGAAGAGUAAGAGCAGAAGACUCUGGAACCUACAUAUGCAGGGCUGUGAAUGUGAUUGCUCCUAGUGCAUCUUCAGGUAGAAGGUCUGAAAAAAUAGGAAAUGCGUCUAUUGCAUUACUGAUAAGACAUAAACCAGGUCGAGCCAGAAUAAUGCCUGAUAAACCUGUAGCAACCGAAGGGUCCAGUGUAACAUUAACUUGUACAGCUUCGCCACCUGGUUGGCCAGCACCCCAAUAUAGGUGGUUCAGAAUCGAAAGCAAUGGACAACCAACUAUUCUCGCUAUGGGAACCAAAUACACCAUAUCAAACGCUAAUUUAAACACAGAAGGAGUAUAUAACUGUCAAGCUACAAACGAAUUGGGACCAGGGGAAUUAGCUUCAGUUAAUCUGGAAGUCCACCAAGCACCAAGUUUCAAAUACAAACUGAAACUUCUCGAAACCAAACGAGUUGGCGAUGAAAAUUUCAAUGUCACCUGCAGUGCUAAAGGAAAACCCAAACCAUUGGUUAGAUGGCUUAAAGACAAUGAAGAGCUAACAGCGGAUGUCAAUAUGUAUGAAGUUAAAACUGACUACAUGGUAUCUACAAAUGGAGCUUAUAAUGUUGAAAGCACUCUUAAAUUCAAUGGUAAAGCCAGACCUGGAAGCAAUCAGUUGCUUCCAAGUGACAGGGGAACCUAUAAGUGUGUAAUGGAGAAUGAAGUGAAGCGUUCUGAAUCUGCAAUGAUGCUUAAGAUUGAACAUAAGCCUAUCAUACUACAUCAGUACAAUAAAGUUGCUUAUGACAUUGGUGAGACAGCUGAGGUAACAUGCAAAGUACAAGCAUAUCCUAAGCCAGAAUUCAAGUGGUUCUAUGAGCACAAUGUUUCCCCCCUGCAUUCCUCAUCUGAAGGACAUUAUGUUGUUCGUACUAAUGGAGACAACAGCGAUAUUUAUAUAAGUACUUUGAGGAUAUCUAAUAUAAAAAAACAGGAUUACGGUGAUUAUAACUGCCAAAUUGUAAACAGUUUGGGACCUAUAGAUUCGAGAAUUAAAUUACAACCUAAAGGACCUCCAGAAAAACCUACUAAAUUAACGUCUCUUCAUACUGGUCACAAUUUUGUAACACUGAAUUGGGAUGCAGGUUUCAAUGGAGGUAUUUCUAAUACCAAAUACUUUGUGUCCUACAAAAAGAUCAAUGGCGAAGAAGAAAUGAUGAUUGAAGGAUGUGGAAUGGUACCAAGGGCUAGUGAUUGGUCUGAAAUCGACUGCCAACAAAAUAAUCCUUGUAAUAUAUCUCAUUUGGAACAACAUCAACACUACCUAUUUAAGGUAAAAGCCUUAAACACCAAAGGGCACAGCGAUAAUUCACAAGAACUUCGAAUUUCUACACGUGUGGACAAAUUACCUGGACCACAAAGAGUUGCCUAUGAACCAGUAUCUCAUACUCUCUCUAUUAAUAUUCCUCCAACUUGCCUUCCUUUGGUUGCCAUUGUUGAACUGAUCAGUACUGAGUCAAGACCUAACACAAUAUGGCAACAAGUUGACAUAAUUCCGUUGCAAGUUUCGGGAAUCGCUCCUACUUAUAAAGAAAUGAAUUUGGAUCACAUUACUAAAAAAUCAUCAGGAAGAGGAGCUUUAGUAGACGAACCGAUUGGUGUGGAUGACUAUAACCCUCAGAUAAGAGUGAAACUCUGCCUAGAAUCUCACCCUGAUCAUUGUGGGCAAUCUGUUGAUGCAGAAUUGGGCUCUGCAUAUAUACGAGAAGCAUCUGUCCUAGCGACUCCAACCCUUAUUGCCAUCGUAAUUUCGUGCAUUGUUUUUGUUCUUUUUGUUGGACUACUGCUUCUUUUCUGUCGCUGUAAGCGAAAUCAAACGAAAAAAUCGGAAUCCAAAGAUUAUGAAACUGAUUCUGUUAGACCGACUAUCGUUUCUCAACAAAAUCAAGCUCCUCCUCCAUAUUAUCCUUCAUCUGGAAUGGACAACAAGGCUUUAGAACAUUCUUUGGACCUGGCUCUUGCAAUGGAAGAUUCUAAAACGGCCCUUUACGCCACUCAAAAUGGUUAUGGUUAUCAUGUGCAGAACUCUGAUUCUCAAAGGCAAAAUAUCAAUAAUGCCGAUUGGGGUAACAUGGCAUACAUAGAAAACAGUUAUUCAAACUCAAACAAUGGAGGAAGUGUCAAUUCGCAGGAUUCAUUAUGGCAAAUGAAAAUGGCCGCUGCUUCUUCCAAUUCAACCAGCCAACUUCAGCAUCACAUGGAUGUUAACCGACAGAACUCAUACGGUUAUGAUCCAAUUGCUCAUGGGGGUUAUGGAGCAGUUGAAGAUUAUGCCCCCUAUCCACAUAUCACAACUCAGAGUAAUCAUGGAGAUGAUUACAUGAGGAGCAGCAAUAAUCCUUCCAGGCAAGAUUACUGUAGCGAUCCCUAUGCAUCUGUACAUAAACCAAAGAAACGAAUGGAUCAACAUAUUGAUUCGCCUUAUCAUGAUGUCAGUGGAUUGCCAGAUCCCUACUUGGAGCCAAUGGAAGAUGAAAAACCUCCCCAACACAUGUCACUAAAUUAUGAAGAAAGUUUAGAGAGUGGAUAUUCUACACCAAAUUCGCGAACACGCAGGGUCAUCCGGGAAAUAAUUGUCUAAUCAUACGUUUUGAAAUCAUUUUCAUGUCACUACACCAUCUAAUAUUGCAGUUUAGAAUAUCUCUUGCAUCCAAAUGUUGUUUUCAUGCAUUUGUAAUUGAUUGAUAAUGCAUCACAUAUUUCACAUUUACUAAUAUUUCUGUAAUUUAUUUGUACCUGACAUUGGAAACUUAUCACUAUUAUUUGAAUCGUUGUGUACACAAGUGACUUUUAUAUGACUGAACAAUUUUCUAUUAGACUAUUAUGUCAUGCCAUUUUGAACGGUGUUUCAUUCAGUUUGAACUGAAACUCUACAGAAGAAAUUGUAUUAAAAUGUGAUUAUGUCUGCAAUAAGUAUUGUUGUGCUAUAAUGUUGUUUAUUUUACGUUUAUAUUGACAAUUUUAUUACUUUUCGAAAAACAUUUUUGAUUAGAACUGAUUAUUCUUCUUAGUUCUAUCAAAAAUGUGAAAUUUUCAAUUAAUUUGAAAUGUGCCAAAGAAAAGUAAUAUAAUAAUCAUAUUUUAUGUGUAACGAUGUACUUAACAUUAAAAUAGUUUUGUUGUAUGUUGUAAGGUAUAUUUUUGUAAAAAUAUCAGUGGCGUUUGCAAAUUCCAGAAACUGUAUUUAAAACUGAACUGAAAUUGUAUUUCCCCUUGAUUCAAUCAUAUUUUGCUGGUUGAAUCAAUCAAGGAAGUCCAAAUUUAUUUAUUGGUCCAAUAUUAUUGGAUAUUUUUAAAUAAUGCUUGUAGAAGAAUAAAAUCUUGAUCUAGCUUGUAUUUUAAAAAGAGGAGCAUAAAUAUUGCUAAUUAUUUCACAAUUCAAUUUUUGCUCAAAAUCUUCAGUUCAACAGUGAUCUCAAAUAAAGAUAUAGCUAUAUAUCUACAAGGACUAAAAUUUUAUUCUUCUGUUAAAAAUGAAUGGUGUGUUGUAUAUUCUUUUGUAUAUAUAGGAACCACUUUGAUCUGUGAAUGUUCAAGCAUCUAUAUGUAAGAAUUCUAUACUCAAAUUUUUUAAUUGUACAUAAAUAUAAUUUUUAUUUGUAUUGAUUUUUUGUAAAUAAAUGUCCACUCAGUUUUGUAAAGAA